Chara braunii is the source of this 4951-nucleotide messenger RNA. The record is from the annotation of a GenBank genome assembly. NCBI's taxonomy places the organism in Eukaryota, Viridiplantae, Streptophyta, Charophyceae, Charales, Characeae.
UUGUCGUGCACCAGACACCACGAUGGAUGACUAUCCGAUGUAUGGGUUGCUUGUUGGGUUCUCCCUCUAAGGGACCCUUUGGCGUCUCCUCUUUCCUCUGGGUUUUUUGCCCACUUUCACGUGUAGAGUAGGGACUCGGGGUGGUACUUCCACCCAGCCGUACACGAAGGAGGAAGAGGAGAAGAUGGUCGCCAUCCUGCAGGAGAGAAAGGAGGAGGCCAAGAAGAAGGCCUUGAUGGAGAUGCAGGCGGCCAAGUUAAAAAAGAUUGAGGAGGAGAUGGCCAGAGAGAAGGAGAGAUUGAAGAAGGAAGAGGAGGAGAAGUUGAAAGAGGUUGAAGGAGAAGAGGAAGACGAACAGCCACUGGACAAGAAAGGAAGAUGGGGGAGAGGGCAAUCCGGUGGAGAAGAUUUGGAGAAAAGAAUAUUCGAAUGGGUUGCCAAUCUGUCUGUGGGAGAAGAAGAGGAAAUUAUGAUGUACAUCCCAAAGGAUGACCAAGAGGCUGCCAUGAGGGCUUGGGAUGCAGAGAAAGAUCCUCUCAGACGAAAGGUGAUGGAAGAUGAGAAAAGGAUGGAGUGGAAAUUAGCAGUGAUGAGGGAGAAGAAGAGGAGGGUUGAUGCGGCAGCAGUGGUGGCAGAGGAAUUGGAGGAGGUAAAGCAAAUAAAUCAGCAGUUGGCCGCCCAGGUUGACCUCCAGAAAAAGGUAGAGGUCAUAGCCCAAAACGUAGCACGCUUAGCACGGAUUCAAGAAGAGCAGUAUGACUUCAGCAGAAGUCAAGAUAUUGUCGUGCGUUCCAUGCGUGUGGGGUUCCGGGAUUUUGCUCGUGAACUGGUGGGCGCAGUAGGGGCCGAGGUACAACAUCGCCUCGACAAGACGGAACGCUUUUGCGUAGGCGCCAUUGAAGGCGUCAAGGCGGCAGCUCCCAAGGAGGAGGAAGCACGUCCUCCUCGCCGGGAGCCUGUCAAAGUCAAGUUCCCCGAUUCCUACAGCGGGAAGAGGGAGGAAAACUUUGAAAAUUGGGAGGCCAACGUUAAGACCUAUGUGCAUUUGCAACAGGUCUCCCCGGAUCAGCAAGUUCUGAUUGCGAUCCACGCGCUUAGAGAUGAGGCCGCCAGCUUCGCAAGGUCCCUAGUUCGUGCUGGCAACUGCGAUGACGAUCCAGUUGCGUACUCCUCGUUCACUCCCCUCACCGACUUCAUAAAAUUGUUGCGCGAGCGAUUUGCUGAUGUCGCUCGCAGUGUCAAGGCCUCAGAUAGGCUUCAGACCAUCCACUCGCGCCAAUGGAAGAGUGUCAGGGCACUCAAAGGCACCAUGGACGAGCUAGUGGCUGUCCCUGACCAUGGGGUCACUGAGACCCAGUUGGUCAACCUCUUCUAUCGGGCUAUGCCCGAGUCGCUGCGUGGCCACUUCUUUACGAAGAGCCAGGACCCUGCUAUGACCUAUGAUGCACUUAGCAGGGAGAUGGUCGCGUUCGAGGCGAAGUCUGUGCCAGUUUCCACUUUCUGGCACAAGGACUUAGACAAGGGAAAGAAGUGGAAGGGCCGCACUAUCUCAGGGCAAGUGAAGACUAAGGAUAGCCUUGUCCUAACUCUAGAUGAGGGUAGUGUGGAUGAGAUCCCCUACGAACAGAUUGAGUGGGGGUUAGAGGAAGAAGACAGCGGUGCGGGCCAGGGGAGAACUUACGCUACUGUCGCGGCUGGAGGGAGACCGCAAGGAGGAGGACGAGGCCAGGGCCAAGGGGGUCGGGCCUCAGGGAGCCGGUUUCAAGGCGAUCAGGGGGUUGGCAGCAGAGGAGGGAACCGCCAAGCGGAAGGAAGGGGUCAAGGUCCCCCUCAAAACCGUCCUAGGAACAAGUCUCCCUAUUGGGUAGGAGGAUGGCACCCGGGGCUACCGCAAGAGGGAGUCCAGGCGUAUUUUCGCCUAGAGCAGGAUGGGAAAGUGGAGAAAGUUCUCCAUUCCCUGACUCUCCUCGUAGAAGAUAGCCUCCCAUUUGAUAUAGUCCUAGGUAUGGACUGGGGAGAGGCAGCMGGGGCCACACUCCAUUUGAGAGAGCACGAGUGUAGGCUCCCUAGUCCGUCAGGCGGUGUUAAGACUGCCCGCCUGUUCCAUGUGUCAGGAGUAGAUAACUCCCUGGCACAUUGUUGCCUUAGUGCUCCUGCCUUUGCACGACUAGUGAAAAAGGAGCAGCUAGAGGAACAGGUUUUCGUAGCCUAUGUUAGGCCAGUCACUGAGCCUAAGGAAGAGAAGCCCAUAGACCCUACUAUUGCCAAGUUGUUGGAAGAGUUUAAGGACUUAGCUGAGCCGCCGACAGGAACAGUGUCGCGGCCCAUCCAGCACCGCAUUGAGAUAGAGCCUAGCAGUAGAACUCAUAAGGGCGCUGUGUAUAGGAUGUCCCCGCGGGAGUUGGAGGAGCUUCGCAAGCAAUUGGACGAGCUCCUCGAGAAGGGUUGGAUUAGGCCCAGUUCAUCUCCUUUUGAAGCACCUGUCCUCUUUGUCCCCAAGAAGGAGGGAGAGCUAAGAAUGUGUAUAGACUACAGGGGUCUGAAUGCUAUUACAGUGAAGAAUGUUGAGCCACUGCCUAGGAUAGACGAUCUCUUAGAUCGAGUGCAGGGGGCCAAAAAUUUCUCUAAGAUAGAUUUGAAAUCCGGAUACUAUCAGAUAGAGGUCCAUCCUGAUGACCAGUAUAAGACAACUUUUCGGACUAGAUAUGGGCACUACGAGUUCAUAGUGAUGCCCUUUGGACUAACAAAUCAGCGGUGUAUAAAUGAUUUGUUUAGGCCGUGGUUAGAUAGGUUUGUCAUAGUCUACUUAGAUGACAUCUUAGUGUUUAGCAAGACCCUCGAGGAGCAUCAGGGUCAUCUCAGGCAGGUCUUGGAGAAGCUGAGGGAAGCUAACUCCAAGAUCAACGCAAAGAAGUGUGAUUGGGCGAAGACCCAAGUUUUAUACCUAGGCCACGUCUUAGACGGAAACGGCGUUAAGCCCGAAGAUAGCAAGAUCGCAGCGAUUAAAGAUUGGUCGACGCCACGUACGUUGACAGAGUUGCGGUCGUUUCUAGGCCUAGCCAACUACUAUAGGAAGUUCGUAAGGAACUUCUCCACCAUCGUUGCGCCCCUUCGCAGAUUGCUCAAGAAGGAGACCAUCUGGAAGUGGGACAAGGACUGCACGUCUGCCAUGAAAAAGUUAAAACAGGCAUUGAUAGAGUAUCCAGUCCUUAAAGUCGUCGACCCGUCCUUGCCCUUUGUUGUCACGACAGAUGCUAGCCAAUACGGCAUAGGUGUUGUUUUGCAGCAAAACGAUGGCCAUGGUUAUAGGCCCGUAGAGUUCAUGUCCGCCAGAAUGCCUUCAGAGAAGGUCGCAACAUCUACCUAUGAAAGGGAACUCUACGCUCUCAGGCAAGCAUUAGACCACUGGAAGCAAUACUUGCUUGGGAGGCACUUCAAAGUCUAUUCAGACCAUGAGACGUUGAGAUGGUUAAGGACGCAGGCCAAGAUGACACCUAAGCUUACUAGGUGGGCCGCAGAGAUAGAUCAGUAUGACUUUGAGCUCAAGCCAGUCAAGGGAAAAUACAACGUAGUUGCGGAUGCUCUGAGCAGGAGAGCUGAUUACUUUGGGGCAAUAGUGCAUUACCUAGACAUAGGGAAGGACCUGCAGCAGAAGAUUAGAGAAGCCUAUGCGCAGGACCCUAUCUAUAGCGGCCUCCUCAAGAGGGUCAAGGAGGCCCUAGAGACUGAGCCGAACUACCGCACUACUGAAGGGCUGCUUUUUGAGAAGACUAAUGUAUUCGACCGCCUGUGCAUUCCCAGUAGUGAAGAGAUCCGUAGUCUGAUUCUGGGAGAAUGCCACGAUACAGAGGGUCAUUUUGGUUGGCAAAAGACUUUAGCCAAUCUCAUGCGCGCCUAUACCUGGCCAGGAAUGAAGAAUGACUGCGUAGAGUAUGUUCGCAGUUGCAAAGUCUGUCAGCGCAACAAGACUUCUACGCGUGCCCCGUUAGGUCUUCUCAGACCCUUGCCCAUUCCGGAUCAGUCGGGAGACUCAGUGUCCAUAGACUUCAUGGACACUCAAGUCAAGAGCAGGCAUGGCAAGAGCCAAGUCAUGGUCAUAGUUGACCGUUUUAGUAAGUACGCAGUUUUUGUUCCUUUGCCUUCAGAGGGACGUACUGAUUUAGUCAUACAGAGGUUUUUUGACUGUUGGGUGAGUGAGAAUGGAAUCCCACUGUCCAUAGUUAGCGAUAGAGAUAGUCGCUUUACUAGCCUGAACUGGCAAGAACUCAUGGGAGUUUAUGGAGCUAAAUUGUUGAUGUCGUCCGACCGUCAUCCAGAGACUAACGGUCAGACAGAGCAAAUGAACAAGAUCCUACAGCAAGUUAUGCGCAUGUACAUUAGGCCAGAUCAGAUUAACUGGGAUGAGAUGUUGCCUAAAGUAGCUAGUGCGUAUGAUAACAGCGAGCAUUUGUCCACCUACCGCACUCCCAACGAACUGCACAAGUCCUUUAGACCGCGUAGACCGUUUGAGGCACUCAACCGGGAUCAGAUUCACAGAUUACCGCCCGGGACCAGGGAGUUUGCUGUACAGCACGAGAAAGAACUAGCUACUGUGGUACAAAACCUAAGGAAGGCCCAGCACAGGAUGAUAGAGCAGGCUAACAAGCAUCGUCGCCCCUCAUAGUUCCAGGUAGGCGACUUAGUCUGGGUCACUUCUAAAGAGUUUGCACCUGAGGAGAACAUCUCGCAGAAGUUACUGCCCACCUAUAGAGGACCGUGGCCAGUCUUAGAAGUCAAGGGCGGCGAAGAUGGACCGUCCUAUACCAUAGAGCUCUCAGCACACCUCCACACUUACCCAGUUUUUCAUGCAUCGAAGUUGUUACCUUGUCAGACAAGCGACCAGUUUCCAUCCCGCAGGUCUAUGAUUUCGCCAGAUAUGGAUGGAAGGUAUGACACCGAUGGCAUAGUGGCU